Carlito syrichta (Philippine tarsier) is the source of this 3134-nucleotide messenger RNA. RefSeq names its product unconventional myosin-Va. The annotation marks the transcript as partial. The record is from RefSeq and is a predicted model, not a curated record. The transcript has 7 exons. Gene Ontology annotation, molecular function: GTPase binding. NCBI's taxonomy places the organism in Eukaryota, Metazoa, Chordata, Mammalia, Primates, Tarsiidae.
AACUUAAACCACGUGGAGUAGCAGUCAAUUUGAUUCCAGGGUUACCAGCAUAUAUCCUGUUUAUGUGCGUUCGACAUGCUGACUAUCUGAAUGAUGAUCAGAAAGUGAGGUCAUUGCUCACAUCAACAAUUAACAGCAUCAAAAAAGUGUUGAAGAAAAGAGGUGAUGAUUUUGAGACCGUCUCCUUCUGGCUCUCUAACACAUGCCGAUUUCUGCACUGCUUGAAGCAGUACAGUGGAGAAGAGGGCUUUAUGAAGCACAACACAUCUCGCCAGAAUGAGCACUGCCUCACCAAUUUUGACCUGGCUGAGUAUCGGCAGGUGCUGAGUGACUUGGCCAUUCAGAUCUACCAGCAGCUCGUGCGGGUGUUAGAGAACAUCCUUCAGCCAAUGAUCGUCUCGGGCAUGCUAGAGCAUGAAACGAUCCAGGGUGUGUCCGGGGUGAAGCCCACAGGGCUGAGAAAGCGAACCUCCAGUAUUGCCGAUGAGGGCACCUACACGCUGGAUUCCAUCCUCCGGCAGCUCAACUCCUUCCACUCAGUCAUGUGUCAGCAUGGCAUGGACCCAGAACUGAUCAAGCAGGUGGUCAAGCAGAUGUUCUACAUCGUGGGGGCCAUCACCCUGAACAACCUCCUCUUGCGGAAGGACAUGUGCUCCUGGAGUAAAGGCAUGCAGAUCAGGUACAAUGUCAGUCAACUGGAAGAAUGGCUACGUGACAAGAAUCUGAUGAACAGUGGGGCUAAAGAAACCUUGGAACCUCUCAUUCAGGCUGCUCAGCUUUUGCAAGUGAAAAAGAAAACAGAUGAUGAUGCAGAAGCCAUUUGUUCCAUGUGCAAUGCUUUAACUACUGCCCAGAUUGUCAAAGUGUUGAAUCUGUAUACCCCAGUUAACGAGUUUGAAGAAAGAGUCUCUGUGUCAUUUAUUCGUACUAUACAGAUGCGUUUACGAGACAGGAAGGACUCUCCUCAGCUGCUCAUGGAUGCUAAACACAUCUUUCCUGUCACCUUUCCUUUUAACCCAUCCUCCCUCGCACUCGAAACCAUCCAGAUUCCAGCCAGCCUAGGCUUGGGAUUCAUUUCACGGGUCUAAAAGUGAUGUCCAAGCAAACAUUGACAAUUUAUUUCUUGCCUGAAAUAAGAAUUUGUUGUUUCCAGUGAGCUACUCAAAGUACAAAAUACAUUUUUCAAGAGAAAGAACUGGUUAUCUCCCAAACAAGAGGUUAUUAACUGGAAAUCUCCCUAGAAUAUUUUCAUCACCUUGGAAACAAAGAUAGACUCUUUGUGCUGUGUUACCUUUAUAGCAACACUCACCCUUGACCAGUUAGUUAUCCUCAGUUUACAUACAAGUGAAUGAUAGCAGGAAGGGAAAAAAGGAGGAAUGAAAGUAAGGAGGGGGAAAUGUGUUUUCAGCUGCCAGCAUUUAUUUUAAAUCUUUAGCACUGCAUUUAAAUGGGAUAAAAAACAUAUAUUCUGUAUAUGAGCUGUUGUUAAAGGCAACAACAAAAAACCUCCUCUGCACUAAACAGAAGAAUCAAAAGAAAGUCUCCACUGAGCACAUAACGAAUCAGUUUAGGAAUUAGUUAUGUUGGUAUUGUCAAACUGGAUCAAAGAAAUAAACUGGCAAUAUGUAAAGUAAUUGGUUAAGCAACUUCCUUAUUUGUGUCAGUAUGAUAAAGAAAUUAAAAGAAUGUUGGUUUGCUAUAUAGCAUAGAUGUCCAUCUGUACUGUAGUUUACUGAGCAUUUUAAAUUGCUGCUACAUACUGUCUUCUUAAAUUGUAAGUGAUAUUCUUAUUAGGCAUCACAACAAUAAGCUUCUCUUUUAUCAACUCUGUUUACAAUGCAAUCAGAUCACAAUUUUAACUGGAUUAUAUGCAAAUAUCUACAGAUUCACCUGCACAAGUAGCAGACACUGGAAAGUCAUGUAGUAAUAUGACAAAAUGCUUGAUAUUUAGGGAUAGGUUUAGACAUAGUGGCUAUUGUUGAUGUCAUUAUUUAUUCAGGAUGUACAUUGAUGUGUUCAUUAAUUUUCCCUGGGUGGAUAUUAGGAACAGUAUUCUGUGAAGUAACUAAUUUUUAGUUACCAGAUCUGAUUCCUGCAGUGCAUACUUUCAAUCUGGACAGGAUUUCUUUCUUAAUUUAUUAAUAAUUAAUUUCAUCCACUAUCGAGAAAGGAUUAUCAGAAUAGUCCUGAUUCAGGUCUUGAUACUUUGAUUAUCCUAUAAAUUAUGCAAAAGAAGGUGUAUAAUAAAUAUUUAAUUACGAUUCAGUUUUUUAAGGCUGUGCAAUUGCUAUAAAUGUUCUCAGAUACCACUAGAUACUUUAAAAAACAUCAUAUUAGAAAUACUUUAAGAAGACUUAUAUAAGAAAUAUAAGAAGAUUGUUGAAUUUUAUAGAGAAUUUGUUUCAGUAAGACCAAAUCCUAUAAGUUUUCAUUCUGAAAUUCUAAUUAAACAUAUUCACCAUUUUCCUAGAAAUUUUAUAUAAUAAUCCUUCAGGUUGUACAAAAGCAAAUUCUUAGCUUUAAUUAGAAACUCUGGUUUGGAAUUGCAGUUAUAGAUUACAUAAGUUAACUAUUAGAUGGUCUAUAAAAAUGACAAAUCUUAUUAAAAUAUGUGCAAUAUUAUUCAUGGAGGUCAAAACAGUUUCAAAUCAGUGAUAAAGAUUGUUAUUAAGAGAUAAAUACUGUCUGUUAACUUAUUGGGCCUCAACUUCUUUGUUGUUAAGAGAGUUGGACAACUGAUUCUUGAGGUCUCUUCUACAUCUAAAAUUCUCUCAGCAGUUGGAUUCUAGAAAAAAGAGCUGCAGUUUCUCAGUAAGUCCAUCCUCUGGUUGAAGGAUCAAUGUGUAGUGCCUGUCAAUUCCUUCGGAUUAAUAAGAUGUAAAGUCACAAGUUUGUAUAGCUGCAACCUUUCUUAAAUGUACAUGAUUUAUGACUUGCUUUUAGAAGGUCCUACUAUAUUUGUAUUAUUUGAAAGUUAAUUAGUUUAAGUAAUUUUUAUUAUAUCAUGUACUGCUUCAUUCAACUUGAAUGCAUUAAUUUAUUUGCAAUAUCAACCAAAAAAUAUUACUAAUUCAGUCAAAUUCUCUCAGUUUUCCCUGUUGUCAAUGUGGUUUUCAAUGAACAAUUAACUCAUA